This is a messenger RNA of Vanrija pseudolonga, 579 nucleotides long. RefSeq lists its product as uncharacterized. Lineage: Eukaryota; Fungi; Basidiomycota; Tremellomycetes; Trichosporonales; Trichosporonaceae. The record is from RefSeq and is a predicted model, not a curated record. The transcript has 2 exons. The coding region runs from base 1 to 579 and encodes 192 amino acids.
AUGACCCCAGUGCCAAAGCACCCAACGAUCACCUUCCCGAUGCUCACCAUCUCGAAGGUGCCCCCAAACCACCCGAGUCUGGUGGCAGGCACCGUCGUCGGCGUCCUCGAGCCAUGGGUCGAAGCGACGCUGCACAACACGCCAGUGACCUUCCUCGAGCACACGUCCCUCCUAGCGGCCAUCAAGGCGCGCCUAGAGGCCAUCCGGGCCAACCUCGACGCCAUCGCCGUCGGCUUCUCGGCCGCCCUAGAGCAGAUCAAGGCCGACACGGAGGCGUACAAUGCCGAAGUGGCGCGCUUUAAUGCCCUCUCGCCUGCAAACACGGCACUGGUCGACGCGACCCAGGGCGUGACGAGCAACCUCACACACACCGCAAACUACCUCACCGACCCUGUCGUCCUCCUCUCCCUUGCCCUCGCGUUCGACAAUAUGGGCUCCCGCGCCGCACGCCAGCAGCUCCAGGCGCUGGUGGAGAUGAUGGGCCCGAGGGCGCUGCAUGAGGCUGUGAAGGAGCUCGAGAUGAACACUCUUGUUCAGGCGUCGGCCGAGCAGCUGGAGAUGAUGUGUCGUUACUUCUAG